AUGCCUUACUUUUCCGAUAAGGAAAUGGAGCUCUAUCAAGGAGCAGCACAGUAUGAAAACGCGCCUCAUAUUUACGCGCUUGCUGAUACUAUGUUCAGGAAUAUGGUGAUUGACAACGAAAGCCAGUGUGUCAUAAUAAGUGGAGAAAGUGGCGCCGGAAAGACGGUUGAAGCGAAAUACAUCAUGGGAUAUAUUUCUCGAAUAUCCGGCGGCGGACAGCGAGUUCAGGUUUCCAAUUUUUUGCUCGAGAAAUCCCGGGUGGUUCACCAAAAUCAAGGAGAACGCAAUUUUCACAUAUUCUAUCAACUUUGUGCAGGGGCGGACGAAAAUUUAAAAAGUAUGUCUUUUAUUAAAUUUUUCUAUUUUGUUAACAACAGUCAGUACUCUAGACCAUGA
Molecule: messenger RNA, 396 nt
Organism: Gongylonema pulchrum
Lineage: Eukaryota; Metazoa; Nematoda; Chromadorea; Rhabditida; Gongylonematidae
Source: the annotation of a GenBank genome assembly